CCUAAAUUGUCGCCUCCCCAGCCGAUCGCCUCAUCGAGCUUUGCAGCAAAAACUAGUAAUCGUCAACAAACAGCAGUGAUCGUUUACACCGCUUUUGUUUUUUGGGCUCGCCAAGUUCACCAGUUUUUGUAUGGCUAACAGGUUUGGACGAAAGGACAAGGUUGACACGGCUCUUCCGUUGUACGAAACGAGACAAUCUCCAUCAUCGCCGUUCCUAGGACGGAGCUCUUUUGGAGACGAUGAACUAGAAAGCCGUAAUAAUGGACGGAUUGAAGGUCUUACUGGGAAGGUGCAAUCGCUAAAGCACAUCACAAUGGCUAUUGGACAUGAAAUUAACUCGUCUACUAAUUUGAUGGAGUCCAUGAAUGAUAGCUUUUCUUCUACUCACAACGUUGUGUCUACGACAAUGCUCAAGCUAAAGAACCUUAGUCAGCGACACGGUAUUUCCAUAUGGACUUGGCUCCUAUUUUUCUGUUGUGUCGCACUCGUCUUUGUCUGGGUACGGUAUUAAGCAAAAUAAGACAACGUAGACGGACAAACGUGGUGCUAUCGUCCUUAGCAAAUAUGUUCCCCGUUACGUCUCACAUCAUUUCUGCUAGUUUGCUCUCGGCCGUCCGUCUACCCAAUCCUCCGGUCUUUUUCUUCCUUAAUCUCAAGUUCUUUCGCUGCAACUCACCUUUCCACACUACGCUAUGUAACUGUACACUAUCACCGUGCAACGAAACCUCUUUUAUCAUCGUUCUAUAUUAAAACAAAACAGACUAAAUG
Messenger RNA from Schizosaccharomyces japonicus yFS275, 768 nucleotides. Its product is annotated as SNARE Bet1. The transcript is spliced from 2 exons. Gene Ontology annotation, cellular component: Golgi membrane; endomembrane system; membrane. The record is from RefSeq and is a predicted model, not a curated record. NCBI's taxonomy places the organism in Eukaryota, Fungi, Ascomycota, Schizosaccharomycetes, Schizosaccharomycetales, Schizosaccharomycetaceae. The coding region runs from base 131 to 511 and encodes 126 amino acids.